Haemorhous mexicanus (house finch) is the source of this 2003-nucleotide messenger RNA. RefSeq names its product atonal bHLH transcription factor 7 (gene ATOH7). The transcript has a single exon. NCBI's taxonomy places the organism in Eukaryota, Metazoa, Chordata, Aves, Passeriformes, Fringillidae. Gene Ontology annotation, molecular function: protein dimerization activity. The coding region runs from base 782 to 1219 and encodes 145 amino acids. Gene Ontology annotation, biological process: neural retina development; regulation of DNA-templated transcription. The record is from RefSeq and is a predicted model, not a curated record.
CUUGUGCUUAACUGCCCAGAGUCUUGUGGGGCCAGCCAGACACUACUCCAGAUGGCAAGUUGUUAGGGCUGGACAGAAUGGCUUUGGAAGACUUCUCACCAGAUGAAGGCUGUAAUGUUGGGAUUUUACUGUUUGCCUUUUUCCCCUGUAGUUCCCAGGGUGGGAAGGUGCUGGGAUGGCAGCAGCGUGCCGCCCGCCCACCUGCCACCACCUGCUCACUCUUGUGCUCCUAUAAAGCCUCGUCUUGUGCGCUCCACACCCUCCCUGCCGGCCGGCAGAGCCCAGCAGAGAGAGAGAGAUCUCUUGGGGAGUCACGGCUUCAGAGCACAGCCCUGCACAUCUCAGCAUCCCCUCCUCAACUGAGUCAGGACUGCUCUCACUUGAAACUGCCACUGGGAGUUGUUGUGCCUUAAAUCCAGGAAGAUCCUUCUUGGAUUCAACGGGCCGUUUUCUUCGUCACAUACAUUUUGAGAAUGGAGAUUUUAUUGUUUUCUCUCUCUCUUUGAGAUUAAAGAAAUUAAAACAAUGAAAGCAUAAGACAUAAAAAAUGCUUCAUUCUUUCUUUCAACGAUAAGAAACAAUUUUCAGGCGUUUCCAGAAGAAACUUCUAUUGUAUUAUAUUUAUUUUUUUAGAAGGCAAGAAAAAUACUCCAUAAUUUAUAUCGGGAAACAGGUCGAAGCGGUACGAGGGUUACUCCAUGAGUGCUUUCCUCACCACAUUUUAGAAAGCGAAUUUUUCCUAGGUGAUCUUUGUGCGUGUGAAGGCGAAGGUGCAUCAGCCAUGAAGAGCUGCAAAGCCAGUCCCCUGGAGUCGGUGGUGGAGCCAGGAGCAGGCUGUGUGGUGAAGUGCAGCUCGGAGAGGCUGGAGAACGCUGCCAAGAGGAGGCUGGCUGCCAACGCCCGGGAGAGGAGGCGCAUGCAGGGGCUCAACACGGCCUUCGACCGCCUGAGGAAGGUGGUGCCGCAGUGGGGGCAGGAUAAGAAACUCUCCAAGUACGAGACCCUGCAGAUGGCUCUGAGCUACAUCAUGGCUCUGACCAGGAUCCUUGCCGAAGCGGAGAGGUUCAGCGCCGAGCGAGAGUGGCUCAGCCUGCACUGUGAGCACUUCCACGGCGACAGCUACCACCGCUCCCCGGCUCAGAAAGCCGUGGCCCACAGCGAGCCCUACGCACCCAGGGCGCUCAGCUACCACCCCGAGCACUUCCAGCUAGCUAACUAGAGCUUCUUGCCAGCUAAGGGUGUGCAGCAGGCCAGAUGUGUAAUUUAAUCAUUAGCGAGAGUUAAUCUGCUUGACUAAGGUAAUAUUGGCGUUACUAUAGCUCAUUCUUGUUUGCAUCUUACAGUCAGUUGACAAAAUAAAUUUGCUCUCAGAAUGUAAAGCCAAAAGGUGUUUAAGAGGAAUGAAUUUAUUUAAUGCUGGUGGAAAUGAUACUUUGAAGUAUUUCUGGCAGUUGUUUCCUGGUUUAUCUAGUGUAUUUAAUGCUUUAAUUAAAGUUUUUGGUGUCUUUUUUUACUGUGAUGAAUCAUGGCAGUAUUUCUACAGGUCAUGGGACAAGUUGACCCGUGGUGUAACUGAAUGGAAUAGCACCAGAAAUGGAUCUCAUUCCAUGUUUUUCUUUUAAUGUCAGCUUUAAAGUUGUUCUUUAGUGUCUUUUCGCAUAAAUGGUUCACAUGGAAAAAGUUUUAUAAUGUAUUGGAGUUCUAGUCCUCAGAGAACUAACUUUCUUAAACUUUGUAAGUUUGACAUAUGGGUUCCAAAGUUGUGUAGGUUUGCUUUAAUCCAAUUUAUGGUGUCUCUUGUAUGCUCGAAAAAGAGCUGGUUUCAAGUCAUGGAAGGAAUGUUUUAUUUUCAAUGGUUGUAAAAACAUGUGUGAUUGUAUACCAUAAAUGAGAGUGCUUGUGUGAAAAUAAUCUAAGCUUCUAGAUUUUGGUAGGCUUUAAAUGAUGGGAUUUUAUUUUUUAAUCUUAUGUUAUCUGGAAACAAUAAGAGAUUUUGUAAAUCU